AUGUCUCAAGCUAAACCAAAUAUUGGUAUUUUAAUUGCAACGCAGUUUAUUAGCAUGCUUGGUGAUGCUUUCGGACAAAGAUGUAGUAGAGUAAAUUAUAAAAGAAAAACCCGUCAUAUGAUGAUUGGAUUAUGUUUAAUGACAGCAGUUCAAAUGUUUUUUUUUAUGGGUAUAUUUCAACUAUCAUUACCAACAUCAAUUACAAGUGCUAUUUAUAUAGAUAAUGUAAAAGUAGAUUGUUAUUAUGAAUUGGAUGUUCAAGGUAAAAUUAUGGAUUGUACACCUGCAAAUUGCACAGUUAUCCCAUGUAAAAGUCAAGGACCAUUCUCUAUUUUUAGAUCAAUUAAAUUACACCCAUUUCUUUUAACAAAUGGUUUAAUGAAUAUAAUCUAUUAUAAUGGUGAAGUUUUUUUAUAUAAAGAACCAUUUGGAUUAAUCUUUUUAGUUAUUUCAGCAUUAUCAUCAACAUUUUUAAUUGAUCCUUUAAAUAUUAUUUUCGGAGAACCAAUUAACCAACCUAUUCCAGCCUUAAUCUAUAUAUUAGGAAUUACAGGAUCAGUUAUUUCGGUAAUAGAGUUAACACCCAGAAAGUUUAAUUUCUUUAAUAGAAAAUCAAAAAAAGAAGAAGAGGAAAAACUUAUUGCAGGUGCAGAUGAAGAUUCAAAUAAACUUUUAAACAAUAAAGAUGAAUAUUUGGAUCAUCAAAUUGAUGAGCAAAACGGUAGCAGUAGUAUCAAUAAAUCAAUUGAUAAUAUAGAUGAUGCAAUAGAUAAUACAUCGCUUUUAUCAUCACCAUCAUUAAAUAUUAAUAGUGAUAAACAGGAGCAACAGGUAGAAGAGCAAGAAGAAUCACAGCAAACAGAAAUUAACCAACUCAGCAAUAGCGAUAAUAAUAAUAAUAAUAAAAGCAAGCAAUUUGUUAGUAUUUUAAUUAGAGGAUUAAAAAUUUUAAUCCCCAUUACCUUAUUAGCACUAGCCAAUGCUCUUUGGAUGGAAACAUCAUUGUUUUAUAAUGAUCAAUUUAGAACCAAUGCAUUUGGGUACAAUUCAUUAGAUCAAUGUUUAUUACCAUUUUAUUUAUUCCCAUUUAUGCUUUUGAUAGAUGUAAUUAAGCCAUUAAAGAAUGCUUUUCUCUCGGAAGAGGAAACAAAAGAAUCAUUAGUGCAGGCUGUAAAAUCAACAUGGAAUGAGACCAGCCUUUGGACAUUAUUUAUUUAUAGAUUUUUAAUUAAUGGUAGAGCAAUUAUGUAUUUUUAUUUAGCAAUUGAAUAUGACUUAACCAUGGUUUAUUUAGAGUCAACAUUAAUAAGAGUUUUUAUGAAUUCAAUUGGUGCUGUAUUAUUAAAUUUAAUUGUUCCAAAAUGGAUCGAUGCCACACCCGAAGAAAGAAAGAGAACUUUUUAUCCUGUAAAUUUAUUCCUAAGAUUAGCUGGCUCAGCUGGUGUAGUAGUUUCUCUUUUAAUUUUAAAUAAAUAA
Molecule: messenger RNA, 1476 nt
Organism: Dictyostelium purpureum
Lineage: Eukaryota; Evosea; Eumycetozoa; Dictyosteliales; Dictyosteliaceae
Exons: 6
Coding region: 1-1476 (491 amino acids)
Source: RefSeq, a predicted model, not a curated record